Eurytemora carolleeae is the source of this 929-nucleotide messenger RNA. Its product is annotated as methylmalonyl-CoA epimerase, mitochondrial. Gene Ontology annotation, biological process: L-methylmalonyl-CoA metabolic process. The record is from RefSeq and is a predicted model, not a curated record. NCBI's taxonomy places the organism in Eukaryota, Metazoa, Arthropoda, Copepoda, Calanoida, Temoridae. Gene Ontology annotation, molecular function: methylmalonyl-CoA epimerase activity. Bases 24 to 509 code for a protein of 161 amino acids. The transcript is spliced from 7 exons. Gene Ontology annotation, cellular component: mitochondrion.
AACUUUGCUCAUUUAAAUUUCAGAUGUUGCGUAAUUUCCAGAGCGUAUUUCGCGUAUUGGGACGACAAACUCGUCAGUAUUCUGUCAAGUCGGACCAUGCAGUUUGGUCUCUAGGAAGGCUUAAUCAUGUCGCUAUAGCGGUGCCUGAUUUAGAAGCUGCUACAGCACUUUAUCGUGAUAUUCUAGGGGCUACAGUUAGUGAGCCUCAGGGACUACCGGAGCAUGGGGUAACUACAGUGUUUGUUAACCUUGAUAAUACCAAGCUUGAAUUAUUGCAUCCGUUAGGAGACAAUUCUCCAAUUGCUGGUUUCCUCAAAAAGAAUGCAUCAGGCGGUAUUCAUCAUAUAUGUAUUGAGGUCAAUAACAUAGACGCAGCAGUUCAACAGAUGAAGGAGAAAAAUAUUCGCUGUCUUUCUAAGGAAACAAGAAUAGGGGCCCAUGGUAAACCUGUAAUGUUUCUGCAUCCUAAGGACUGUAAUGGAGUUCUAGUUGAGUUAGAACAAGAAUAAAUAUACUUAAUCAUGUACAAGAACAGGGCUCACCCACAAAGGAUGAGAUUUAAAGUCGACCUUAAAGGGGCUGUACGCCUAAUUUAAAACGACCUGACCUCCUAUGCACUUUAAGUUAUAUAAGCAAGAAAUGCGCAAUUCAAUUUUGGAGGUAUUUCACAAAUUAAAUUUAUCAGUUUAAAGAAACAUAAACAUGGAUAUCUAAUUCAUACUUUAAUUAAAAUUACGCUUACAGUCCUUUUGAUCUUGUGCAAGUAUGGGGCUUACCAACAAAGAAUGAGACUAAUGCCGACCAAAAAUGAAAUAUAAUAAUCUUCAGGUCUAAAUUGGUUGUGUGCUUCGGACAAAGUUUUAAAGAAAUGUACGAAAUUAUUUGUAAAGAAAAAAGUUUAUAAUUGUGGAAUAAAAUCUAUUAAAUCA